ACAAAAUUACUCAUCUAUUUUAAUACGGCUCGUGAUCUAUCAUGUGACAGUCUACCUUCAAGAUGGCGAAGAUGGUUGUUGCAAAAAUUUGUGGCGUGCUCUUUUUGGCAGCCCUGUGUUCCAGUGCCAAACUGAACGCUAAUACACCAACAUUUGCUACUUCAUAUGUUGUCUCUGGUGUAUUACAACUACCCUAUGCUGAAAUUAAAGAACCUUUUACUGCCAUGUUUGAUGGUCCUAAUAAAAGAAGCAGGGUAGAUUAUUAUAAUGGUAUGGUUGUCAAUCUGUUAAGAGGUGAUAUGGGUCAGUAUGGCAUGACCCUUGAACUUGCACCAAUGACAAACUAUCAAGUCAGGAACCAGAGAAUGUGUUUUCAGACUAAUGGUACUGUUAAUGCAACUGUUAUGCCACAAUCUGUUCUGCCAGAUCUUACAGGCUUUCAGAAAAUGAGUCAAGAAUUAAUGAAUGGCAAAAUGUGUGAUUUAUGGCAAAUGAAACAAUCUAUUGGUAAUAAAUCCAAUACUUAUUCUAUGUGGUUAGAUUCUAGUAAUCAGGAUCCAGUAAGAUAUGAGAUGUAUGGUUAUGAUUCUCUACUCGGUUCACAUUUUGAUCGUUAUUACCUAGAUUAUAUGAAAUAUACAGCUGGUGGUAGUAUACCUGCUUCAGCUUUUGAUCCACCAGCAAAUUUAACAUGUGGAGGUUUCCCAGGACCAGGAGCAGAAAAAAAAGUGAGAAUGAAUCCAAUGAGUGAAUAUGUCAACCAUUUUGAUCAACAUGUAGAUGAAAUGUUUGAAUCUUAUAAGAAAACUCAUGAUAAAAAAUAUAAAGAUAUUAAAGAACAUGAAGAAAGAAAACAUGUCUUCAGACAAAAUGUCCGAUACAUUCAUUCUAAGAAUCGAGCUGGUCUAACAUUUAAAGUUGCUGUCAAUCAUUUAGCUGAUAGAAGUGCUAAAGAACUCCAGAUGAUGAAUGGCUAUAGAUAUUCUAAGGGACCACACGGAGGUCAAUAUUUCGACACCAGUAAAUAUAACGUUCAAGAUUUACCUGAUCAACUUGAUUGGAGAAUAAUGGGUGUGGUAUCACCAGUAAAAGAUCAAGGUGUGUGUGGUUCAUGUUGGAGUUUUGGAACAACUGGCACUAUUGAAGGUGCAUUGGCUAUUAUGUCAGGUAAAGUAACUCGUCUAUCACAACAACAGCUUGUAGACUGUUCAUGGGGUGAAGGUAAUAAUGGUUGUGAUGGUGGAGAAGAUUUCCGAUCCUAUGAUUAUAUCAUGAAGAAAGGUGGUCUAUCAUCAGAUGAACAAUAUGGACAAUAUUUAGCUGCUGAUGGUUACUGUCAUGAUGAUAAAGUUACACCAGUUGUCAAGGUUACGGGUUAUGUAAAUGUUACUACCUGGAAUGCAACAGCUAUGAAAUUAGCAUUAUUUAAUCAUGGACCUAUCUCUAUUGCCAUUGAUGCUUCUCACAAAUCUCUCUCAUUUUAUUCUAGUGGUAUCUACUCAGAUCCUCAAUGUGGAAACAAACCAGAUGAUUUAGAUCAUGCUGUAUUAGCUGUUGGAUAUGGUGUUUAUAUGAAUGAGCCAUACUGGUUGGUGAAGAACUCUUGGUCUACCUACUGGGGUAAUGAUGGCUAUGUUUUGUUUUCACAAAAAGACAAUAUGUGUGGUGUUCUUAGUGCUCCAACUUAUGCAACUGUAACCAUGCCUUAAUUGACUUUAAAAUCCAUUCCAAUAUUUUGUCUUAUUUAAUAAUACCAAUUUUUAUCCCAUGUAUUCCGUGAUUUUCUGUAUCAAUUAUUCUAAAGUAUUAUGUAAAUAUUUGUACGUAACAUCUUUCUUGUAUAUUAUAAAACAGGUAGACUUUCAUAAUGCAUAAAUAGCAUGUAAAUAAUGGGGCUUUCAAAGACUAAUAGUUUGUCAUAGUUUUGUUUGACGGCCUUAAAUAGUUACCAGUACUAGAAUAUUAGUAUAUUUUGUGAGAUAAAUUAUUUUUGUUACAGAUGUUUUUGUAUGUAUCAGUUGUUAUAAUUUUGUACACCAUCACAUAAACAAUAUAUAUCUUGUAGAUGCUCAGAAUUUGAUGGAGAUUAUUUGUUACAUAAAGUGUUCAGCUUCUUUA
This is a messenger RNA of Patella vulgata (common limpet), 2118 nucleotides long. RefSeq names its product digestive cysteine proteinase 1. Gene Ontology annotation, molecular function: cysteine-type endopeptidase activity. NCBI's taxonomy places the organism in Eukaryota, Metazoa, Mollusca, Gastropoda, Patellidae. Gene Ontology annotation, cellular component: lysosome. The coding region runs from base 63 to 1709 and encodes 548 amino acids. Gene Ontology annotation, biological process: immune response. The transcript has 10 exons. The record is from RefSeq and is a predicted model, not a curated record.